CACCUCCAGUCCAGACCGCCACGCCACGCAGCGCCCUUUCGGCCGGCGCCGUCCACUGCAACACCACCAACAAACUUCGCCCAGGCCCCAGGUAGCAAGCUCAAAUGGAUAAUAGUUUCGAGAAAAAUAACAUGCUGAAAGAAUUCUACAUUCCGACCUAUAUUUUCAUGCCAGAGUCCUCAGUGGAGCAAGUUCCUCAAAUACCCAGCUGUCCAGUGAUUGUUUUUAUUAACACAAAAAGUGGUGGGCAACUGGGACAUGAUUUAAUUGUCUCGUAUCGUAAGCUUCUCAAUCAUGCUCAGGUAUUUGAUCUACUUGACGAAGCUCCAGACAAAGUCUUGCACAGACUCUAUAGCAACUUGGAAAGACUCAAGCGUGAUGGAGAUACUUUUGCUGCUGAAAUCCAUAGAAGAUUGAGGCUAAUAGUUGCUGGAGGUGAUGGAACAGCAGGUUGGUUGCUUGGAGUUGUAUCUGAUCUCAAGCUAGUUCAUCCACCUCCCGUUGCUACAGUUCCCCUAGGAACUGGAAAUAACCUGCCAUAUUCAUUUGGAUGGGGUAAGAGAAAUCCUGGCACGGAUUGCGAGUCUGUCAUAUCGUUCCUACAGUUAGUAAAAGAAGCAAGAGAGAUAAACAUUGAUAGCUGGCAUACUGUCAUGAGAAUGAAAUGCCCAAAACGUUCUCCUUGCGAUCCAAUUGCUCCUUCUGAUUUGCCACAUUCUCUGCAUGCAUUUCACCGUGUGCCAAAGACAGAUCCACAAGAUAUGGAAUAUUCUUACACAUAUCGUGGGGGGUUUUGGAAUUAUUUCAGUAUGGGAAUGGAUGCCCAAGUGUCUUAUGCAUUUCAUUCUGAGAGGAAAUUGCAUCCAGAGAAAUUCAAGAACCAGUUGUCUAAUCAGAAAACAUAUUUAAAACUGGCAUGCACACAAGGAUGGUUCUGUGCCAAGUUAAGUCAUCCUAUGUCAAGGAAUAUUGCUCAACUCGCAAAAGUAAAGAUAAUGAAGAAAUCUGGAAAAUGGGAAAACUUGGAAAUUCCACAGAGUAUCCGGUCCAUUGUUUGUCUGAAUUUACCCAGCUUCUCUGGUGGACUGAAUCCCUGGGGAACACCAAGUAAGAGGAAGCAAAGAAAAAGAGAUUUGGUAAUGCCUCCACUUGUGGAUGAUGGACUUCUGGAGAUCGUGGGUUUCAAAGAUGCUUGGCAUGGUCUUGUGUUGUUAUCUCCAAAAGGUCAUGGCACUCGUCUCGGUCAGGCCCAUGGUGUUCGAUUCAAAUUUCACCGGGGUGCAGCUGAACAUGCUUACAUGAGACUUGAUGGGGAGCCCUGGAAGCAACCUCUUCCACAGGAUAACGGCAAGGUCGUGGUGGAGAUAUCCCAUGCCGGACAGGUCAAGAUGCUUGCCACCAAAGACUGUAUAGCUAAAGGCAUCCACGAGUCCCCGGCUAUGUCAGCAGCCCAUACAGAUUCAAGCUCCAGUGAUGACUCAGACGAUGACUUCACAGAGGAGCGGAGAAACUUCGGUGCUGCCUUGUCGUUCCGCUACCUGAGUGAUGUGAAAAAAACAGUAGAACUUGCAUCCUAGAAUGGGCCUUGUACAGUUUGUCUUGUAGAAGAUAGAUUGUUGCACAAAUUUUGUGGAACAGUGGACGUUGCCCUGUAAAAUCCGUUUGCUGGCAAAGUUGUUUGUGUAUGAA
Messenger RNA from Lolium rigidum, 1689 nucleotides. RefSeq names its product diacylglycerol kinase 1-like. Gene Ontology annotation, molecular function: ATP-dependent diacylglycerol kinase activity. The record is from RefSeq and is a predicted model, not a curated record. Lineage: Eukaryota; Viridiplantae; Streptophyta; Magnoliopsida; Poales; Poaceae. The coding region runs from base 105 to 1577 and encodes 490 amino acids. The transcript has 13 exons.